Molecule: messenger RNA, 2439 nt
Organism: Trichophyton rubrum CBS 118892
Lineage: Eukaryota; Fungi; Ascomycota; Eurotiomycetes; Onygenales; Arthrodermataceae
Exons: 1
Coding region: 1-2439 (812 amino acids)
Cellular component (GO): nucleus
Molecular function (GO): nucleic acid binding; ATP binding
Source: RefSeq, a predicted model, not a curated record
AUGGCAGACACAGCACUCAGAACAGACCAUUCAUCGCCCGCUACUCGCAAACGGAAGCGCCAUGAAGAUAACUCGGAUAGGCCGCAUAGUGUCGAGAAGGGCGGCAGGAAGAAGAAGAGUGCUACUACCGGUGCGCCCCAGAAAGAUGUCGGAGGAAUGCGUGCCAGCUCGAAGACAUAUUCAGAAGUACAGGCGGUGGGCAAUGGGUUCAGCCAGCAUUCGAACUCUGAGAAGGAUGCAGAGAAGUCGACGGCCUUUGCAGUGGAGAACAAAUUUGAUGGGAGAAAGAAGAAGGAAAGCGGUGGAAGCAUGGCAGACAGAUCUGAUAAGCAGGCUCGAAAAUAUGAAGCUCGAGGGAUGCCAUCAAAGGAGAAUGACACCGGACGAAAAAUGAUAACAGCGGCCAACGGGGAUGAUUCAACGACGAAAAGGCACAAGAAAAUCAUGUCCAAGUACGAGAGGGCGAAGAAAAUCGCUGCGGAUCAGAUUUUGCCUGAUCUAAAAGAGAGUAAACCGCCGGUAGAAGAUGACGAGAAAGAAGCUCAUGGACUGGUGCCUUUGCCACAGCCUGCCCCCGCACCCAUCGAAUCCGCAACACCAUCUUAUUCCACUCUCCCUGCAUGGCUGGCAGCUCCGUCAAAGACUUCGCCUGGACUUCGGUCAAAUUUUUCAAGUUUGGGGGUUGGAACAGGCCUGAUUGAUGUUCUCAAGAACAAGGGAUACACAGAAGCUUUGCCUGUUCAGUCGGCGGUGAUACCCUUGCUCGCAAAAGGACCUACGAGAUACACCGGAGAUGUCUGUGUUUCGGCCGCUACUGGGUCCGGCAAGACGCUGGCAUACGUUCUCCCUAUCUUCGCUGGCCUCAAACGCCUGCCAAUUGCAAAGCUACGUGCUUUGAUUAUUGUUCCUACGAGAGAGCUCGUCAAACAAGUUCGCGACGCAUGUGAACUCUGUUCCAGUGGCUCUGGGCUUCGAAUUGGCACCGCCGUUGGCUCAACUGCUCUGAAGGACGAGCAGGCGCAGAUCAUGGAACAAACAAGUGUAUACAGACCGGAGAGCACCAGACGCCAGGAUGACACAACGAUGACGGCGGAUGAAUGGGCUUCUUUCAGUCUGGUAGACUACAUUGCCGAAGCUGAGGAGUAUAGCAGGACAUUACCAGACCAUUGUAUAGAAUCGUCUCCAUGUGUCGAUAUAUUGAUAUGCACUCCUGGCAGACUUGUCGACCAUAUCCGAUCGACUAAAGGCUUUACACUUGACUCUCUUGAAUGGCUAGUCAUAGACGAAGCUGACCGGCUACUCAAUGAAAGCUUUCAAGAGUGGGUAGGGACUGUUUUACCUGCUUUGGAGACUACGGAGAAACCAGCCGCUCCUGGCUCUCUACAACAGCUGAUAAAGGCGUUUAGUUUCCCAGUGGAGUCUCGGAAACUCCAAAAAGUUAUACUUAGCGCUACUAUGACUCGAGAUAUAUCGAAGCUCAAUUCUUUGAGACUACAUAAUCCUAAACUCGUGGUUGUUGAUGGUACAGAGGGGGACGAAGCUGGAGUCGGAGAGGCAGGGCCAGACAGUAACAUUGCCUUGCCGUCCCUUUUGAACGAAAACUCGAUACCUGUAGGCGAUGGAUCUGAAAAACCUCUCUACUUGCUGAAACUACUACAGUCAUAUAUCGGUAUGGUCGUUGAGGAGAAAACCAGGACAAAAAGCAGACGGAUAUCCGUAUCCUCCGACUCGAGCGUCUCUUCGAGUGACUCCAGUGAUUCGUCAGACGAUUCUCUAUCCUCCUCAUCUGCUUCGUCAUCCACAUCUACAUCAGAAUACGACUCCGAUUCUAGCUCAGAGUCAGAUUCGUCUGUGAGUAACGACUCAUCGACCUCAGGCGAACGAAACAACACAUCUGGCUCGGUUUUGAUAUUCACAAAAUCAUCAGAGGCAGCAUCACGGCUCUCACGUCUGCUUACUCUCAUGUACCCGUAUCUUGAUGGCAAAGUCGGGACACUUAUCAAAUCCAACAAAUCCAGCACCUCGCGGAGGGCAAUCUCAGGCUAUCGAAAGGGGAAGAUACAAAUAAUAAUCGCAACAGACCGUGCCUCGCGUGGCUUGGAUUUGCCUCUGCUGGAUAAUGUCGUUAACUAUGACGUUCCUAACAGCUUGACUACCUAUGUUCAUCGAGUUGGCCGUACUGCCAGAGCUGGCCGGCCUGGCUCUGCUUGGACUUUAGUAACCCAUAGCGAGGGCAGAUGGUUUACAAAUGAUAUAGCCAGAGGAAGUGUAGCCAGAGCUGCUGGAAAGAUGGUAAAGCGGGUGUCCGUCAAGCUGGACGGUGGAGACAUAGCUGACUUGCGGGAGAGAUACGCCAGGGCAUUGAAGCAAUUGGAGGCUGAGGUCGCGGGCUUCCGGAAAGGGGUGGGCAAAGAUAGUCCAGUUAAAGCAGCCCCUUAA